Trematosphaeria pertusa is the source of this 2106-nucleotide messenger RNA. RefSeq names its product MFS transporter. Gene Ontology annotation, cellular component: membrane. NCBI's taxonomy places the organism in Eukaryota, Fungi, Ascomycota, Dothideomycetes, Pleosporales, Trematosphaeriaceae. Bases 208 to 1788 code for a protein of 526 amino acids. The transcript is spliced from 4 exons. Gene Ontology annotation, molecular function: carbohydrate:proton symporter activity. Gene Ontology annotation, biological process: transmembrane transport; carbohydrate transport. The record is from RefSeq and is a predicted model, not a curated record.
GCGCAUGUCAGUUGGAGAAGGAAAGGUGGAGAGGGAGGUACGAGGCCGGUCCGCCGAUCACUUCGUCAUGAGGAUUAGGCGGGACGAGAGUGCGGGAGUACUUGAAUGCUAGUCCACCCAUCUUACAGCUAGUCUGCUGAGCGGUCACCAAGGAAGAAUAAUACUUGUUUGUCGAAGAAGUUUUCUAUCCAAGAGCUGGGAAUCAGGAUGGGUUUCUUCCCACAGUUACGAGGGCGGACCCUCUACCGCCUCAUGAAAAUAGUAUGCGGCACCUCAUUUAUGAUGUACGGCUACGAUGCCGGCGUCUUGGGCGGGGUCCUCCUGCAUCCUCCAUUCCUCAACGCCAUCGGCAACCCCACCAAUGUCUGGACCAUCCCCAUGAUCACGGCAUCAUACGAUCUGGCAGCCUGCGUAACCGCCGUCGGGAUAGCAUUCUUCACGUUCAACAUCGGACGGCGCGGAACAAUCAUCAUGGGUAACAUUGCCGCAGUCAUCGGCUCCGUCAUCCAAGCCAGCAGUUACUCGGUUGGGCAGCUGAUAACGGGAAGACUGUGCACUGGGUUUGCGAUCGGAUGCAUCAGCUCCGCGGUGCCGACAUAUCUGAGCGAGACGGGCAUCGAGAUCGGAGAUCGCGGGCCGGCGAAUGCGUUCAACGCGAUUCUCCUUAUUAGCGGUGUGCCGCUGGCGUAUUGGAUCGAUUAUGGGUUUACCAAGAUGGAUAACCAGGCGAGUUGGAGGGUGCCGAUUAUCUUCCAGUGCUUGUUCGCGUUCUUCUCCGGGGGCACGAUGUGGUUCCUUCCUGGUAUGCUCAUGCAGCUUCCCGGGGUCCUGCAUCCUGCGAUGGCUGACGAACGAGUAGAUACUCCGAGAUGGUACUAUGCCCGGAACCGAUGGGAAGAGGGCAAUGAUGUGCUCGCUCAGCUUAACGAUGCACCCGUUGAAUCUGAAAACGUGCAGAGAACGAGACGCGAGAUUCUGGCUGCUAUUGAGGCUGAGUUGGAGGCUAAUUCGAGUCUGCACUGGAAACAAUUCUUGACUAUGGGUAUUACGGACAGCACUCGGAUGAAGAUCAUUCGGAGGUUGUGCAUGUGCUUUUGGCUGCCGAUGAUUAGAGAGUGGAUGGGCUCUAGCUUAAUCGCCUACUACAGCUCCAUCAUUCUCUCCAGUGUCACCGAACCACGCCUCGUCUCCCUCAUCGCCGGCGUCCUAAACACCUUCUUCGCCCUCGGCUGCGUCCCGCUCUACUCCACCAUCGAGCGCGUCGGGCGGCGCUCCGUCCUCCUCUAUGGCGCCAUCACCAUGACGCUCCUAAUCACCAUCUUCACCGUACUCGUCGCAAUCCCGCAGACGCAAGCCACACGCUGGGCGGCCGUUGGCAUCAUCUUCGCCUUCCUCUUCGUCUUCGGCUACGCCUGGCAGGGCUGCGUGUGGCUCUACUGCGCCGAGAUCGCGCCGCUCGAGUACCGGCACAUUGGCGGCGCGGCGACGGCCUUCGGCGAGUGGCUUAUGACGUUCAUCACCGUGUUUGCGGGGCCGAUUGGGUUUGACAAUGUGGGGUGGUAUUUCUGGCUGUGGGUGAUUAGCGGGAAUGUGGUGGCGGUGUUGUUUGUGUUUUUGCUGUGUCCAGAGACUGGGGGGAAGACGCUGGAACAGGUGGAUUUCCUGUUCGUUGAUAAGGGGUUUGCAGGGUUGAGGAGGGAUUUUGAUGUUGGGGUAGAGGAGUUGGGGGCGUGGAAGGAGAAGAAAGGGGUGGUAGAGACGAGGGAGGAUGUUGGCGAGACGCAGUAGAGGUGUCAACUGCACAGCUAGGCCAAGAUGGGCCGAUCGAAGCGUUGGCACGUCGGACGUUAACCAACAAUGAGCGGGUGCCCUUCUCUCGACGAGGCCUCCCAUCGAUGUCAGCAUAUGCAGACCGAUGCUGCAUCCUUGGUUCAGCGUCCAGGCCCACGUGCGAGCAUUCCAACGCCUUUGAUCGAGGUCGGUGUUCGGCAUAGUCCCUCCUCGCAAGGAAGACCGGUUCUGGACGAGCAGGUGCCUGCAUGUGCGCCAUUCUUCCGUCUGAUAGACUAUCAUAGGUCCUUACAGGUCCGGACGCACCUAGCGGCG